Molecule: messenger RNA, 13166 nt
Organism: Alligator sinensis (Chinese alligator)
Lineage: Eukaryota; Metazoa; Chordata; Crocodylia; Alligatoridae
Gene: TP53INP2
Product: tumor protein p53 inducible nuclear protein 2
Exons: 4
Coding region: 647-1366 (239 amino acids)
Biological process (GO): positive regulation of DNA-templated transcription; autophagosome assembly
Cellular component (GO): nucleus; autophagosome
Source: RefSeq, a predicted model, not a curated record
GCUGUUACUCCGGCGGCGGGCGGGCCCCUUUGUGACGUCACAAUCAGCUGUUUGAACGUUCUAAUUUCUGAGCUGAGCUCAGCUGGGGGAGCAGCAAUAACAGGAAAAUAAGAAUAGCAGCUCUGCAGGCCGGGGAGGGUCCGGACCCAGCAGCUGUCACCGCCCGCCCUGGCAAUGGUGUAUCUCUUCUGAGAAGAGCAGAGACCCCAGCAGCACCGCCGCCUCCCUCAUCCUUUUCUUGUCUCUUGGAUUUUUCGUUGACCCGGUCGCUUGUUGAUUUCAAUUAAAACUACCUCACAGACUCUGCCUAAAGCCGGUGCUUUCAGAUACUUAAUCUUGUGGGUUUUCCUGUGGUCUUGUUGUUUACAAAACAACCGAUGACAUUAAAGGCAAGGCCUUUGCACUGAAGCCAAGUGAAGAACCUCAUGAUUGCACUAUAUAUAACUCAACUCAGCUAAGAUUUCACUAGGAAGGAAGUGAUUCCUGCCCAUCGGAAGGAUUUGUCCACCAAUACAAGACUCCUGAGCUUCACCGUCCUAGCCAACACCCGCCUGCAACUUCCACCUUUGUGUUCUGAGGCCAACACACAACGCCAGCUUUCAUCUUUCUUCCCAUCAAAACUUGCUUUGGAAAUCAUUCCCCAGCCAUGUUCCAACGUCUCACCAGCCUCUUCUUCAGUGACAGCAGCACACCUGAGGGCCUUGAGGAACCAAAACUCUUUGUCUCUGAGGAGGAGGAAGAGGAUGGGUGGCUCAUUAUUGACCUUCCAGAUAGUUACGCUUCAGCCUCAGGUGAAGAACAGCGGGUAGGUGAGAGGGAUUCCGUUUGCACUUCCCGUUCCCGUCAUGGGUCUCCCCCACCUACCACUUCUUCGCCCCACUCACUCAGUGACUGUGUCGGCAGGCCCGUGCCCUCCCAGCCCGAUCCCUGCUUGAUGGACGAGAGUUGGUUUGUCACCCCUCCCCCCUGUUUUACUGCAGAAGGCCCUGCCCCUGUCAACAUGGAGAGCAACCCUAUGGAGGACCUUCUGAUUGAACACCCCAGCAUGUCCGUCUAUGUCACCAGCAACAGCAUCGUGGUGGAAAGGGAGAGCCCUGAUGAGCAGAUCAGUGAAGGGGAGGUGCCUGAACCCCGGUUGGAGCGCCACACCCCACAUCAUACCACCUCCCUCACCAUGAAAGCCACCAUCUUGGAGAAGGUGAGCCAGGUCCGGCGGAUCCAGAGGGCAAAGCAACUGGCGGAGAAGCACAAGCUCAGUCAGAAGGUUAUGCAGCGGCAGAACCGCACCAGGGAGCGCCAUUCACGUUGGGCCAAACACCAGGGUAGUUUUGUCUACCAACCAUGCCAGCGCCAGUACAACUACUAAACUACUUCAGGAAGUCUACAUUGCGGGGCAUUAUCCCUUAACUCUCAGCUUCACUUCUUCCCUCAUAAUGCUUUCUCCAGCUGAGGAGGUCUUCAUCCUUUCUCUGAAAUAAACCUCUCCUCAGGAGAGAAUCCUCUCAAUUCUUCUGAACUAGCAAAGCUCAGCAGCAGAUCCUUGCUGGGCUAUCCUUGGGUUUCAUCCCCCUCCUUCCCCUUUAUCCUAGACUAAAUUUACUUAUCUAUUAUUUUCUUCCUUCUGUAGUUCCACACCUUUCCCUCCCCCCUGCUCCCCACUGUGGAUUUUGAGUAACCCAGGAUGUCACCCUAAUGUAACUUAAUGGGAUGGUGGAUCUACUUUUAAAUUUCAAAACAGAAUUUAAAAUUAGAGCUAAAUUUUAUGGAAUAACCUAUAUGUAAGCAGUUAUCCUUGGAAACUGAUUCCUGAUGGGUGGUGUUUCCCCAAUCCUUCACACCCUAUACAUGCAUAAGUUCUUCCAUCUGUUCUUGCAAUGGUUGUUAGCUCCACAUUUCACUAAACUUAACACCAAUAUUAUUCUGAAUUCAUGGGAGGGCUAAUUAUCUGUCAUUUACUUUGUUUUUUGCCAUCCUACUAAGGAGCCUGUGACACCAGUGCCUUUCUUUAUGACAUCAUACUCUUCUCCAUGGAAACAAACUGUGAUGUCACAAACUGAGAUAGCAGGUUCAAAUGCAAAUUGGAACGACAAAGAUAUGCAAUUUGGCCUAAGAUACAGGAAAAGUAAUGGAAAAUAUUUCCCUCUUCACUCUCUCUUUCUCUCUAAAAAAAAGGAUGAUGUAAUUAACCCAGUAGAUGGGUUUGGGGUAUGAUUACUGAUCCUUAUCUGUAUGGUAUUAUUAGCUAAAUUUCUGUUCCAAGGUGCCAGGCUGAAACAGAGGACACCCUGCCUGAACAUCUUCAGAGGGAAUAUUUAACGCCUGAUGUUCAGAAGUGUUGAAUACCCUUAAUUCCAACUAAAACUCAUAGGAGCUGCGGGCAUUCAGCCCUUCUGGAAAUCAAGCCAAUGUGAUAUAAUUGGAGCUGUGAAUCCUGCAUUUACUUUUUUUUAAAAGAGUGCAAAGUCCAUGUUAGUGUUCUGGUGCUUUCUAUUUACUUUACCUUUUCUUACAAUAUAUUUGUUCCACCCACUCCAAAGAGCUUGCUUAAUGGACAAAUGUCAAAACUCUAAGCAGAUUACCAGUGUUAAACCUGGUUAGGAGCUCAGGAGCUUGUAGAAGGACACAAAAAAACCCCAGCCUUGCAAUACCACCAGGAAAAUUCUUCACUAGCUUAGGCAACAAACAAUCUCCUUAUUCCCCCUCCCCCCCUGCCCCCCCCAAAAGAAAACCUCAAAACAAAACAAAAAACUCCCAAAUGUCUUGCUUGCAAUGUUUCAUGAUGAUGGUUUACAAACAAAUCAUCCUGCAGAAGAGGAAAACAUCACCACAGGCAGCAGGCUGAUUGGAAAUCUGUGUGGUAGAUUAUCCAAGUGACUGCAAGCAGAACAGAAGUUUUAAAUUGGAGAAAGAGAUUCCCUCCCUGCUUUAAAACUGAUUACUAUUUCCUUAAGCUGUCUCUACCAUUGAAUUCCUGGUGAAAGGUACUCUCUUUUCUUCAUUGAUUUGGGUGACCUCAAGAGGCCAAUAAUCUGGAAAUGUCUAAAUAAUAGAUCUUGGUAGUGUCCUAAAAAUGAAACCUUUGGAAACAAAACCAACAACUGGAACUGUGUAAGUCCCAUUGCCCAGGGAACCAGGGGGAUAGUGAGAGGGGCCAAUCAUCACCAUGUAACUGUCUCACCACAAGGAAAGCCUCCAGGGAGUAGAGCAGGAGGAGAAAUUGGUAACUGUUCUAUGAGCAGGUAGGGGUCUCAAUCCCAACAUCCUACUCCCAGACAUCCACAGGGCAGCAGAAAGGCAGCACAGGACUCAUUAUGCUGAGCAAGGGUAUGUAAAUCAUGCUGUCAUCUCCCUUUGCAUCUUUCCUCUCCUCUCUAAUGGCUCCUCUGUGGCUUAUUCAUCCUUCAGGCAGAAGGUGUCUCUGUCUUCUUCAAUGUUUAGCCCAUGCUGCACCUGUAAGGGCCAGAGGGACUCACUGCAAAGACAUGAGGCACCAGAUAAUACAAGGGAUAUUGGCAUUGUCUUUGUAGUAUUGCCAGCCUGCCAUUCAAUGCAAACACCUUUUUGGAUGGUGAAAGUCCUUCAACAAGCUCCUAAAUUAAGCAGUAAAACAUUACUGGUUACCAAAACCCUUAGUUCUCAGCGGGAAAAUUCUUCUUCACAAUGCUAUGACUCUGCCUGUCCAGCUGCCAUGUUAAAUUUGUGGAAUGACAGCAGAGAAAGGGGCUUGUUCAGUGCUCACACAGAUAGUAAAGUAUGUCGAAGCUGGUCAUGAAAUGAUGUGAAGUGAGAGAGGAAGUGAGAGAGAUUGGGAAAUGAAGAAAGGUGAAAAGAGAGAGUCUUAUUUAAGGAAAUAGGUUGGAAACAGGAGUGGUGGAGAAGGUGCAAGCCCAGGGGCAAGAACUGUGUGUUGUAGAUCUUAAGUCUGCCUUCCUGGAAAGAGAUAUGGCAGGUCCUCUCUUCUAGUGUCAUAGGCAGGGCUGACUUUCUGCAUUCUGAUAGUUUCUAGGUUGCUGUAGGAAAUACUGCUCCAAGUGUUCAAAUGGGCAGAAGUUCAUUUGUACAGUCAGAAUAAUAACAUAUACCGUUUUUAUCUCAGUACUCUCUAAUAUGAAUAGCUCAGUUCAUCCCCAGUGUAACUUGGUUUUAAUACAGAUACACCAAAUAUGAGCUUAGCCCUGAGUAUUUUUAUCCUUGAAAAGCCACUGUCAAGAUAAAAAAAAAUCAUACACUAAUAAUACACAAGCUAAGUAAAACUGUAAAUAUUUACUGAAUUACUUUUCUCCUUUCAAGAUCAUGAUUUCCCAGAUUUUUCACUUCACUCACUCCUCUGGUGAGUCAUUUCCACACACAUUUGUACACUGCUUUUGUACAGUGUAGUUUCCAUCAUGCAAGGCAAGAGCAAAAUCCCCAAAUGAACUGCUUUCUUUGGAAUUUCUUUGAUAAAAUGUUAUUAAGAACCCUUCAUUUCAUAUUAGGUUUGUGGAAUUUUUUUAAAAAUAAUAUUAAAUAUUGGGCUGAUGCUAUCUUAGUGUCUGUUUAAAACUUUUAAUAAUUGAGCUCCUAAGCAUUUUAAUAAACAAACUUAGAAUGACCAGCUUCCAGGAGCCAUGAUGGACAAAUCUGGAAGCAUGGAGGUGUGCUAAUAUCACCUUGCUUGUAGCCUCUAGAUAUAAUGUAGGUGACAUGGGAUCCUGCUAUUAUGCAGGAUCAAAUAUUUUAUUUUAAAUAGUUUUUAAAGUUUCAAUUUUAAUUUAAUUUUUUAAUUAUAAAUAGUUGUUGAAUUUUAGCACACUAUACUAUAGAUUUGAACCAGCCUUGAACUCUCCAACCAUCCUAAUUCAGGGCCUUUCAAAGUUUUGUGUGUAUCUGUACUAAGAUUGGGUGCUCAACUGUCACCACUGAGCAGAAGGCUCUUCUGGGACAUGGAAAUAAGUUUGAACCUGCUUUGAUUGAAAGAAUAGAGCUGGGCAAAGGUUAACAACCAGCAAUACAACCCUGUGGUAGUGGAAAGGAAGCAUCAAGCAGCUAUUUCUGAUUAAAUCCUUAGUAAAUAAAGUAACUAAAGAUGGAUCUCAACCAAUAAUCCAAAUCUGAGCUUCAAAACAAACACACCUUUCAAGAAGUUCCAGUUGAGAUCCACAUUCUGUAGCCUGGACCCAUUUUAAAUGAUCUAUGCUUUCAUUAGUUAAGGGGAAAAUUCCCAUAGACACAGGAUCAGCUAUUUAAUCCUCUUUAUUUUUACACCCUUGUCAGUGGAGUCAUCAGUGUGUGUUUUCACAGAUCUCUUGGCAAGGUAGUUUAAGUGCAGUUAGAGAGAAAGAGAGAGAGCUUAAACUUCCAGUAUUCCUUCCCAUUGUCAUCACAGUAACCCCAUGACCUAUUGACACAUUCUUGGUGUUGUCUCCAGGAGCUGAAGCAGGGAAAGGAGUGAUGGAUGAUCAGUUCCUUACUGCUGAAGCUAACACCAAGAUAGUGUAGAGUCAAGACAAAUGGGUUUUUUUGUGGUUGAUUCUCUACCAGGGACUGGCAACUUCUUGACUUCCUAGAAAGUUUACAUCCUUUCACUUCCUUGGUUUCACAUUAAAUGCCUUUUUCUUAAGAGUUACCCCUGGCACAAAUGGGAAGGGUGUGUUAGUUCAUGAAAAUUGUCUGAAGUGCUUGCAAGGACAGUAAGGGGAUAUGUCCCAAGCACUCACAGGUCUGCAUCAGAUUUCAGAGGUUUUUAAGACACAAUGUAGAUUUGGGGUUAUCAUUUUGGAGAUUGAGUCUUUGGUCAAUGUGUUCGGCAGCACUUAGGCUGUUUCAGGACUUAGCAGAAGACUUCCUUGCUGGAAUAGACGUACCUGAAGAUCAGUAAUUUGCUGCCUCCCAGCCCAGCUUUUGCCUGCUGCACUUGCGAAGUAGACACCUCCCCCAAUUCUGACAAGCACAAAUCUAACAUGACAUCUUACUUGCCAGGUUCCCAAACCUUUGAACUCUGGCAAAAUUUGCAGUUGCAUGUUAUAUUGUGAGUUUUCCUCUGCAGCUCAAACAGAAGAAAACUGGCUGGGAGGCAGCAAAGUUGCCUAAGAAAUGCAAAGAGCUUUCUGUGAAUGUCAUUCAUAUUGCACUACUUAAUGAAUCUUGUGUCUGCUAAUUUGUUGGAAAACCUUUCAGUAAGAGAAGUCCCUCUUCAAAAUCAUCCUAUGCUUCCCCUGCUACCCUCUCUGGUUUGGGACAGAGAGAAGCAGAAACAACUCCAUUAGGGCCUAAACCAGCAGCGACCAAUGUUAAUAGCAAAAUCAUCUUGACCUCAGCACUGUAGGAUGAGGUUCUAGAGCACCAUUAGCACAGUGGCACUGGGUGCAAUACCCAGACUGUGAGCAUUAUGCUAACAUUUGUUGUUUGCUUGAGUAUCUAAAGUUGUUACUUAAGUCCUGCUUUUAAGAAAGAGAAUUCAAAUCAUCUGUUUUUCUCUCUUUGUUCUGUAUUACUCUUUUAUCACAUCAGCCCUGGCCAACAUGGCAAACCAAGCAAAAGCACUGUCAUGCUUUGUAGCAAAUAUAAGGGGUUAAUAAAUUAUUAAUAUGGUUUUAAGUAGAAGGUCAAGCCAUUGUUUUGAGAAUUCAAUGGCUCACUCAAAUCAAAGGCUCUUUGAGCCUCAGAGCCCCUUUGGCUGGCAGGGUAACGGCACAUCACUUUCUGCAGGCCAACAGCACACAAGGAAGCAAUAGGCCAAAAUGACCAGGUGCCCUGUUGCAGCUGGGUGAGGAGCCAGAACAAUGUAGAUGUUAGGGCAUCCCUAACUACUGAACCAGCACACCUGUUCAAGCAGGUCAAAAGGUCACUAUUACAAGGGCUUAUACCCUUCUAUAUCAUAUAGGGACUCUCUGAAUAAAUGGUUAUUUGAACAAAGGGAACUAGACACAACAGCCUGGGAAGCUCCUCCAAGUCCUGUGUUCCUGUUAUUUGUGCCUGUAACAUACGCGUAAAAACUAUUAAUCACUUAUUAACCCUUUUUGAAGAAUUAGAAAGUGUGAGUGAAACCUCAUAAACCAGGGGGAAAAUAUGUUCACACUGCUCUUACAGGUGACCUGCAAUAUUCUUAUCAUGGGAGAAGAGUGAUCACUAGAAACACUGGCCUGUUACAAAAUUUCCUGUCUUGGUACUUUCAGGAUCAAGCAAAAGCCUCCACCCUGGGGUUACAUAACUCUCCUUUCAUCUUAAAACAAAUGAACGGUGCUUAAAACAGACUUGUGUGCGUGCGUUCGUGUAAAUAUUUUACAACGCUGAGUGGAUGUGUGGAGCUGUUUUUACAUUCAGUAUUUUCAAUUGUGGUUUACAGCGUGAUGCUCCCAACAAAAUGUUCAAACCCACAAAGCAACUUCUGUCUGCGAGAAGGCCGUGUUCGUGUCCUGCACUGCAAGACGGCCAUGCUCCUAUCCUGCACACUGGCUAGGUGGAGUUCUCAAUUUUUUUUUUAUGCGUAUAGGGGAAAUUACAGCAUGGACUCAGGGACAAACAAGUGUGUUGGGAUUGUGAAAAGUGUGUAGUUUGGAACCGUUUGAUUCUGAUGCGUUUUCUUUUGUGAGGUUGUUGAGUACUAAUCUGCAUGUCCUGAAAGACUGUUAAACUUGGCAGAAUUCCUUUUAGUUUUCUUUGCACGAUCUGAGCAAAAGGCUCUGCUAGCAGCUGCUGCCUUUUUGGAAAAGGAACGGGUUUGGAUUGGUAUUAGCAUGACUGUAUCAGAGGCUGAGAGUUAGCAGCAGCCAUGUUCUAAGUGUCCACCGAGUAGCAGUCCUGCUUCAUUCACGUGGGCCCCAUGAUUCACAUGGAAAUCACUGAAGUGUAACUUUCUCCUCUUGUAGGACUGAGUUAGUGUAAAUUGCUACCCAUGUAUUUUAAGCAAUAUGUUUGACAGUGCAUCAAAGCCCCUGGGGGUUUUGAGGGGGUAGCCAAGGGCUCAGAGCUGUGGUUCUGAGUCAGGCCCCCUCCACAACUUCUCUGAAUGUGGCACCACUCCCAGUUGAAAACAAUCAAUGUGCUCAACUGACCUCAGUCGUUCCUAAUCAGGUGCUGCUGCCUCCAGGUAAAGCUGCCCUGCGCACCUCCUGUAAAGCCAGACUAGGGCUGUGGCACAUGUGCACACUCCUCCUGCAGUAAGGUUGUCUGAUCAGGCAGGAGAGCUGGUUCAUACUCCAGGCCUCCCCACUGACCCUGCAUGGUGUCUCCUGGAAACAAGCACACAGGACAGGGGCAACUGUCCUGCAUGCCUGUUUCCAGGAGCAAUGUUCUGGAUUGAGAGCAUGACCAGAAACAGCUGAAGACUUGAGGCAACUCUCCUGCCUGCUUUAGGCUGACAGGGAGCACGUGGGGCAGUUUUACCUAGCCAUAGCAGUAGUAGUACUUGUGUCACAGCACCCCUAGGAAAGAAGGGGUUUCUCAAAACACCCCAGUUGAGAACCACAGGCUCAGAGAUGGGUCUCAGAAUACACCCAUGUUUCGCAGUGACCACAGCUGAACCUAGCUUUUGCUUUCUUCUUGAGUCAAUGGAAGCAGGGUAGGGUGUGACUGGUGCAAAAUGACUUGGAAUUAGCCAGGUGGGAUGAAAAAUGGGAACUGUAGGGGAGGAGGCACUACAGAUGUUGUUUGUUCUGGAAGGAAUAUUAUUACUUUUGUUUUUUUCAGUUUUGUAAAAAUUGCAUGGUGGAAAAGAAGGGCAGCCCUUUACUGAAAAAAAUAAGCAUUUUUGGCUCAGAUUUUCUUAUCUGGACAGGGCUGCAGACACCACAGGCACCAACAUUAGAUAAAAUGAUUUCCUAAAAGGUCACAGGAGACAAGGCAGGCUGGGGAGGGCAAGAGUUAUGGAGUGGCCCACUAUUACUCCUCUGACCAUGUAGCAUUUAAGUGGAAACAGUAACGCCCCUCUCCCCAACUCCAUGUUUUCUGCUAAGUUCCCCUUCAUGGGAUCUGGAGUCAGAAGCAAUGUGGGAGUGCAGGGUCUGUGAAUGAAUGAUCCUGGCUUCUCAGCAUCCCUCCUCUCCCCGCUACCCAACUCUGACUGGCAUGGGAUUGGAGGUAAAUCCUUCCAUCUUUAGUGAUUUGGGGAAUCUUUUCAAGGGGAUCCUCAAGGAGAAUGCCAUCCCAUCUCCUACCCUUCUCCAAACACAGUGCUUUUAUUGCAUGUGGGGACAGUCUGCUCCUAUUACAAGGCAAUGCAGUGUUGCUUUCAGGCCUGCGCCUUAGCCCCCUGACGUAAGUUUUCUUCAGUAGGGGCAGAAUCAGCCAUUCAGCAUCCAAUACAAAACUAGAGGCAAUACCAUCCUUUUAUUUUAAAACACAUGUUGGGGCCUACUUGUAAGUAUGUAUUCCACCACACAGUGUGUAACACACUUUCUGAUGCAGCUUAGUGAGUUGAUCUUGCUCCAUGUGGUGAAUUCAAAAAAAGGUCAGGGACAUUUCAGUCACUGAGCUCUAGACUACAGCUAUGGCACCAUGUUAAUAUGCAUUAGAUACAACAGGAUCUCUAUACUGCAUUUUGGCCAGGUUCCUCUUGCAUUUAAAGGGUGAUGAGAACUGUUCACUGGGAGAGGAUGCGAGUGCUAUGGAAGGCAUCCCCUUUAGCAAAAAUACCCUGGAAAUCCCACAUUUUGAAACCAGUACAAAUUAAUAUCUCCUUCCAGAAGCAUCUAGCUUUUUGUAAACGCCCAGUCUGAGGAAAGAAAAUGUUUAUGGUAGCUGCCAUAUAUAUAUAGUUCAUCCCAAAGACCAUUAUUUUAGGACCAUAGGUAUUUCUCUUUGUACAUUUUAAAUCAAUAUAUAGUUGUCUUUUAGUACCAAUGAUUUUUUCUCUUUCACUCACCCCAAGGGGGAGAAAAAUCUAUUCACCUAUUCUGUGAAGCCAUGCACCAUACAAAUCUCCUCUGAGAUUUAAAAGAAAAAAAAAUUUGCAAAGGGUCUUAUGAUAAUUCCCUGUCCAAAACUCUUGCAAGUAAUGGAGAAGAUCGGUGCUUUUCAGUUAUUGAAGUCACUUAAAAAGAUAUUACAGCUAUCUGUAUUAUUCAAAAUGAAAUCUGGCUACUAUAGAAUGUAGCUAAAAAACAGGAUCUGUGCCAGAGAAUGAUUCUUAACAUUUGCAUAAGCACCACACUACAACAGAAAAAAAGGUCCGGGACCUCUCUUCUUCCUACCCUGGAAUUGAAAUGCAGCUUGUUUGCUCCUGGUUUGUAACAGAAGACACCAUGUGUGUCCGGGUAGUGCACCCAUUCCCAGUUCGGAAUGCAAGCUUGCUUUUUGGCAUCGAACAGUAAUGGAAAAUAGUAUUAUAUCACUACUACCAACUGAUGAUUCAUCCCCAUCUUCUAUUCAGCCUCUCAUCUUAUCUUUAAAUGUUUGUAAUCAGUAGAUUAAUAAUUAUUAGCUGUGUAGGUAUUGGGGUCAUUACAGUGCUUCUACAUCCAAGGAACAAACAAACAAACAAAAACAUGUCUUUAGGGACAGUAUAAACCCAGUUCUCCUUUCUCACGAUUUUUAAUUCCAGUGACCUCACUGGAGUUACUCCAGCCAAUUUGAUCCCAAAAUAAGAGCAAGAUAAGGCACACCAUAAUAUUUACUUGAGGUUCAGGUGCAUCACUGGUCCCUGUAGAAGACAGAUUAUUAUACAAAAAACAAUGUGUCAAACAAGGCUUCAUUUCAUGUCAGCCUUGACCAAUUGGAAGAGAAGUUAUACCAAUUCCAUUCUGUGUUUAGAACUGGUUCUGGAGCCACAGGGAAGAGGCAGACAAGGGCAAAUUGGGUACAUUCCCCUCCGUCCAUUCCUUUGGACUUGUUCUUUAGGAUUUUUUGAGCUGCCAAAGGUGCAGUCACUUGAAUAUUUUUAGUGACCCAUAAUCCAGGCUCUUAUUCUGCUGAAGUGAAAGGAAUUUUAGUAACAGGCAUAAGAUAGAGAAGAUUAAAAAAUUGGUGGGAAAGGCUUUGGUGUCACUGUUAUAUCACUUGUGUUUUCCUGUGUGUGAGAAUUGUGAACUUGCCCAAUUUAAGAGGAUAUUGCCUCUUCCUUUUGCUCUGCCAAGAGAAGGCAGCCUGGAACUUGGAGCACGCAGCAUCUGACUGCUCCUUGAGCUUAUAACAAAGGGUUAUUGCAAUCUUGACUAUCAAAAAUAAGGGUCAGAGGCCUAACGUUGCCUCUGAGUUUGUGCCCUGGCCUGCGGCAGAAGCAAAAACUUUUUUGAAAGAGUUGGUUCAUGGAAUUAAUAAUAACGCGUUUUCCUUAAAAAGAUAACUGUGAAAGAAUAAGCAGUUCCAUUUGAUACCCAAGAUGAUUCUUAGUAUGCCAUGUACCCCCUUUACAUAGUAAACAAGUACAGUUUCAAGUUCUUACCAUCUUUAACCCACUGUUUAUAAGGAGAAACAGGAUGCCAGUUAUCGAUCACUUGAUGAAACAUUAAGGCUGUACACCAAUCUAAACCACUUGGUCAAAACCAGUAUCCCCAAUAGUAGGCCUGGUUUGGUAGACACUUAGGACAUGUUAAUUUCACUGAUACAAUUCAGCAGAUGUUGCCUCUCUCCUUGUGUCUACAACUAGCAACCCUUCUUUCAGUAGGCAUCGGCUUUGAAUUACUGUUAUAACAACUGCUAUUGCCACUGCUCAGUCUUCCAUCGUGGCAAGUCAUCAGAGACUGAAUGAAAUCCUGGCUCCUUUGAAGCCAAUGGCAACACUCCCCCUGAUUUCAACUGAGCAGUAUUUCACUUUCCACCUACAUGGGGUGAGAUAUCUCACUCUUUGUAAGUGGAGGAAACCCCUCCUCCCCCACAAUAUGUAAAUUGAAAACUGGUCAUAGGAGAGAAGAAACCUAAAGCAUCUUUGACUUUCCACGUUAACCUUGCCUACAAACUGAGGUGUAAAGCUGACAAACUAUUUUAAACAUAAUUCUUACUGUGAACAACUUUUGUUCUCAGUUUUGUUAUUUAAAAAUAGCUUUUGCAGCUCUGGAGAUUAGGGAACAGUUCAUACUGUAAUAGCAACAUUGUAAUGUCUUUUCUACUGUAUCAUAACUAUAAUGUAGCAUUUGAGUGUUGCAAUAUUUUAUUUGUAUAUAUCAAUCCCCACAACUAGGUAUUCCACUUGUUAUACUCAUCUAUAUGCAUUAUACCUCCUCAUACUGUAUUGAUUGUGUAUGUGCCUUUCACCAUUUUGCAUGGUUUAGUAUCUUUUUAAAACAGCUGCAGAACUUGAAAAAAUUAGGGAACUAGAGUUAAAGUCCUAUGCAAAAGAGAACUGGGAAUUUAAUUUAAAAAUCCUGUUCUGGAAAAAAAAAUCUAGUGCUGGGAUUUUCAGAGGAGCCAGACAGAAUUAGGCCCCCACAUCCCAAUAUUUUGUAUCUACAAGAUUUAGGUAUCCUUUGAAAACCCCAGCUUAAAAUCUGAUUUCUCACCACUUUGUGAGCAAAAACAUCAUAGUAAGAAGACAUAAUUACCACCAGCACUUUGCCAAAAUAGACUGUGUGUUGAAUAUCCAUUUUUUUCUUUCAAAGGUUUGUCUAAAGAAAAAGUGCUAUUUGGUUUGAAAGGGUUGCCUUAAAAACCUUUAAAAAAUGAGUUUGAGAACUAUUUUCUGGUUUGCUCACCUCUUUCCCCUUUCCUUCACACCACCACUCUGAAGAAUAGCAAAUGGCAUGUUUGUGUGUAGUUGGCUUGUUUAGACUACAAAUAUUCUAGGAACAAUAAACCCCAAAAGAUCAAGCAGAUACUAGGAAUUUAUCAGCUCUGUUCUGUCAAGGAGUUGAUUUACAUGUCAGAAUCUAUUGUAUGCCUUACAAUAGCAGAACAGCUUUUAAAAUAGGGGUUUUGAGUAGACAAGAGCCCCACAUUUUCUACAUCACUUAUACUGUAGAACUGAAACCUAGUUCAAAACAAAGCUAACAAAAAAAUCCUUGUUGUGUGUUACAUGUUAAAGCAAUGUAAGUAAGCCUAGUAGAAAGAAGGAGUCUAUUUCUUGUAGGACAUUGUUUAAACAUUUACAAUGUGUUCAUGGACUGAAGGAUAUGACUGCCUGGAACAUGUUACGUGGUGUGCCUGUGUGUAUGUAAUAUGGUUUUGGUUGUUAGAUUGUAAUGCUGUCCUUUGACUGAAAAAAAAUCUAAUAUAAAAAGGAAAGAACACAGAAAUAAAAAUAUAUUUAAAGCCUA